AAUUCGAGCAUAUGAUAGCAAAAUUACCGGCGAAAUGCCACUGCUUCACCAAAAAUAAGUAAUGUAAAUUAGACUUCGAGCAUAACUAAAAUGUUUAUUUGAAACGAGUUUGCAGUUGAAUUUAAAGAGUAUAUUAUUUUUUAAAUAAAUUUACGUCUGUUAAACUUACAAUAAUAUCAAAUAAAAUGCAACGGGGUACUGCCAAAAAUCAACAAAUCAACUUGGUAAAUACCGACAACAAUGCAGGAACUGUUGUUGACAAAAUGGCGCCACGCAGAGGAAGGCCGCGAAAAAUAGGCAAAUUGAAAACUACACAUCCAAUCAUUGCAACUGGUAGAGGACGUGGUCGACCGAAAAUUUCAAAUCUGUCAGCGGAAUUGAAUGAUGAUAUUGUCACAAAUAGAAAAGUUGUGAAGAAAACCUUAGAAAGCCGUCAAGUAAAGUCAAUUGGUCGUAUUGAACGACGUGGUCGGCCGAGAAAGCAGAAACCACGUAGCGACAGUGAAAAUUCAUAUUGUGAUGAAAAACCCGAUUUUGAAGAACGUCGCCCAGUGGGAAGACCCUCUACAGGCGCUGUAAAUUUAAAUAUUGUGCGCACUGGUCGAGGGCAAGGACGUCCAAAGAAAUUGCAAUCGAAAACGAACGUUACACUGAAAGUCACACAAACUGGCGAUAAUCAACCUAUUAAGAAACGUGGAAGACCCAGCAAGGGUGGAGUUCCCUAUAAACCAACGGGAAAACCGCGAGGGCGUCCUAGGAUCGAGAAUAAAACCUCACAAAGCGGUGAAAUAGUUGUUGACGAGAAACCCAUAGAAAAAUAAUUUUACGAUUGCUCCAAUAUAUAAUUUUA
Messenger RNA from Bactrocera latifrons, 850 nucleotides. Its product is annotated as chromosomal protein D1-like. Bases 186 to 821 code for a protein of 211 amino acids. The transcript is spliced from 2 exons. The record is from RefSeq and is a predicted model, not a curated record. Lineage: Eukaryota; Metazoa; Arthropoda; Insecta; Diptera; Tephritidae. Gene Ontology annotation, molecular function: DNA binding.